Messenger RNA from Balearica regulorum gibbericeps (East African grey crowned-crane), 402 nucleotides. The record is from RefSeq and is a predicted model, not a curated record. Lineage: Eukaryota; Metazoa; Chordata; Aves; Gruiformes; Gruidae.
AACGGAGAUGAAAACGCUGUCUCUGUGUCUCUCGGCAGGGUUGUGAUGGGAGAAGAGGACGGUACGCAUCCAGCAGAGAUGAGACUGUUCAGGAACAUUCCUCACAUGUCCUUCGAUGACGCAGCCAGGGAACCGGACCAGAUGUUCAGCCUGAACCGGGAUCCAGCGGGCGAGCUGGAGUACCCCACCAAAAUUGCCCGUUUCUCCAAUGUUUACCACCUCUCCAUCCACUUUCCAAAGAACUUUGGAGCGGAGACAACGAAGAUUUUUUAUAUAGGCCUGAAAGGAGAGUGGACAGAGGCUCAUCGCCAUGAAGUCACUAUCUGCAAUUACGAAGCAUCAGCAAACCCAGCUGAUCACAAGUUGGAACAAAUCACCCCACAGACUCACUUCAUCUCCUAA